Molecule: messenger RNA, 849 nt
Organism: Sporothrix schenckii 1099-18
Lineage: Eukaryota; Fungi; Ascomycota; Sordariomycetes; Ophiostomatales; Ophiostomataceae
Exons: 2
Coding region: 1-849 (282 amino acids)
Source: RefSeq, a predicted model, not a curated record
AUGUCGGAAGAUCGCGAAGGUGUCGUCCCCGACGGCCUCCAGACCGCCUUCAACGCCGCAAAGGACGCCAAGCUCCUCACGAUCCACGGCAUCGACGGCGUCGGCUGCGGCUGGCUCACCAUCCGCCUGCUCGGCGACUGGCUGCGCCACUGCACGAUCAACCCGGAGACCGGCAAGAGCAACAUUGGUAUCGUCAUCUACUCCUUCAAACACAACUUCAGCUACUAUGCCAACCACCUCGCCCCCUUCGACAUCGACCUCGCAUGGCACCUCGAGCAGGGCCACAUCCAUUUUGUCGGCAACCAGUUCCUGCCGCUGGUCACCGAUCACAACACCACCCCGCCCACCCCGCCGUCCUUGACCUUUGACGCCUCCCUCGAAGUCGUCCAGGACUUGGCACACGAGAUGCGCGAAAAGUUUGAGCGCACCGUGCUGCUGCUUGACAACCCGGAGAUGGGCAUGAUGCUGUCCAGUGACGACGACGACGUGCGCGUCGCGAAGUGGCUGCUCGCCAUUGACAGCGCGACAUAUCUCUACCACAAUGCCAUGGUCUCCAUGGUGGUCGAAUUCGCCCAUCCCAUCCACUUCCCCGUUACCGACAGUACGGCCGACGCGACCGCCUCGGCCGUCUGCUCCCUCAACCUAAACUCCCAAAUGGCCGUCACCGUCCGUCCCAGCGACGGCUUGACCGGCACCGGCAAGGACGGCCGCGUAUCCAUUGUGUACCGCAUGGGCUACGAGGUCGAUCUCGGCGGCGACGAGGGAGGACCGACGGACGAGGACCACAAUGCCACGGUCGGCAGCAGCAGCAACGUCAAAAUUGAGAUCCUGGGCCGUCCAUUCCGAUGA